This is a messenger RNA of Dermochelys coriacea (leatherback sea turtle), 1483 nucleotides long. RefSeq lists its product as uncharacterized. NCBI's taxonomy places the organism in Eukaryota, Metazoa, Chordata, Testudines, Dermochelyidae. The coding region runs from base 336 to 1256 and encodes 306 amino acids. The transcript is spliced from 7 exons. Gene Ontology annotation, cellular component: external side of plasma membrane. The record is from RefSeq and is a predicted model, not a curated record. Gene Ontology annotation, biological process: cellular response to lipopolysaccharide; negative regulation of T cell proliferation; T cell costimulation.
UGAUGGGAAAUCCAGUGCUUUCAUUUCAUUUCAUACCGUGAGUUCAGGGAUAAACACGAAGUAGGAAAUUCCCACUUCUACUCACCUGCCAGGCUAUGAAAACAACCCCAUUGGCCGAAGCAUCUGCAAAAUAAACUGGAGUCGGAAAGCUUAUAGUUUACAGUUGAAGUCCUUGCAAGAUUGCCAGCUGCUGGAAGUGACUUUACUAGGGAACGAAGCAGUCAGGGAUCGAAAACUUAUUUUGAAUGCUCCUCAGCUUUCAGAAUAAUACCAAAACAUUGGAUUUCUAUAGCAUCUUUCACCUCAGGAUCUCAGACAUCUGAGACACACGCCUGAUGGGCUCCCUCCAGAAAACAGCUGUAUGCCUCCUGUUCCUGUCAGUUUUCUCAAGUGCCUCCUACGGCCAACUUGCAACCUUCAAAUGCAGUGAUGUCAAGACAGAAUAUAACAAAAUGGCAACGAUUUCAUGCAUUAGUAACAAGAAUAUUACAAAUGUGGUUGUUAAGCGCUGUAAAAAUUGUAAUAAACAGAACUUGUGCUUAGAAACUGUUAUUAACACUUGGAAAAAAAAGAAUUCUAGUGAAGAAGGAAGAAUUAGGUUGGUGCUACAACACAACAUUUCUGAAGUGCACAUACAGGAAGUAAAAGCAACUGAUCAAGGAGGUUAUGAAUGGUAUCUUUAUUCUGAUGCUGGGGAACACCAUGGAUGUACAACCCUUGAGAUUACAGCUCCAGAAACUGAGCCUAAUCUCACUAGGAACGGAACAAAGUUCACCUGUCUGUCACCUAUAGGGCAUCAACAAAGGGAGAUCCAUUGGUUCGAUGGCCAAGGGACUAACCUGACGGGCAGUGCAAGCCUAGUAUCUGAGGAAGCAGAAGGUGGCUUAACCAGCCUUACCAGCACUCUCCAUGUGAAACCGAGCUUAGCUGCCUCAGAGUAUUGCUGUACUGUGAUGUAUGAUGUGCACACCAAGAGAAACAAAACCAAGUGCCUUAGUGCCCACAAAGCAGUCGCUGAUUACGUUCAUUUUACUUCAACCACAGAUCCAGGAAUUCCGAAGACCACGAAAGAGCAUGUUGCCACCAUUCUAGUGCUCCUCUUUCUGGUUCUCUGCUCUUUUGCAGCUGUUCUAUACUACAAGUACCGCCAGCGAGCAAUGGCCAGAGGGAAUUUUGCAGACCUAUUAAGGACACUCCUUCAAUUUGGAGAUAAUCAUGAAAGAGCAGAAGAAAAUGUACCUAACCAAGAAGUCUGACGUGUGAAACAAGAUGGCUGCUGAUAGGAAACAAUGAUGAUCCAGCCUGCAUCAAUGCAACUGAAUUUAAGCAAAGCAGUAGUUAUAGAAACUAAGACAUUCAGUACAUACACACUCAGCAAUCAAACAAUGUGAAGAAAGUAGUGUGUUUGGGAGAUGCUGGUUUGUCUUCCUCAGAAAUGUUCCCUAUUUGUUGCUAUUAGAGAUAAACACUAUCCGUGAUGGGC